CCCCACCCAUUGCGUCUGGCAACCAAGACCAGCGAGGGCAGAAAAUGGAAAAACUUCUCAAAGAGGCUCCUGAAGAGUCCUUGGAACCUAAAAGCACAACCAAGUCCCCAGAUGACAGACGCACAGACAGCAAGGAAGACAACUGGGUGAGCCAGAAUGAAGAAGAGGCAGAUGACCAGACUGAUCAAAGAAGGGCUGAGCAGCCUGCCCAAGGAGUGUCUGGACAGACUGACCACAAAGUAUAUGAACCCACUGGACGCCAAAUAUCUGAUGAAGCUGAUCUCAGAGCAUCCAACCAUGCUAAUGUUGCUCAGGGUGGUACAUUUGAUCAGGAUGACCAAAGAAUGUAUGAGAAGACCUCUGGCCAACCCCAUCAUGACAGCCAGGUGUCUCUUCUGCAUGGACAAAGAACUUCUGUACAUAUUGAACGCAGAAUGUCCAACCAGACUGAAGGAAGAUCUUCUGAACAGAUUGACAAUAAGUUGUCUAACCAGUCCAACCAAGCACCUUCUGGACAGAUUGACCACCAAAUGUCCAGCCAAGCUGAGCAAAGAACUUCUGAACAGACUGAGGGCAGAUUGUCCGGCCUGGUUGAACGAAGAAGUUCUGAACAGACUGAGGGCAGAUUGUCUGGCUUGGUUGAACAAAGAACUUCUGAACAGAUUGGCUAUAGACCAUCUAACCAAGUUGACCCCAGAACGUCUAUAAAGACUCACCACAAAGUGUACGAGGAAGCUAUUGAACUAGCAGCUGAACAGCAAACUGCUGACCAGGCUGACAGUAGUGCUCAUCACCUUACAGUGAAUAAGACUGACUCUGGCGAUGAUUACAAGGUUGACCACUUAAUGGGUGAAAAGAAUUACUCCAGAAAGGACUAUCUGGCAGACGAUGAAGCACCUGGCCAGUACAAUGGCAGAAUAUUGACCCGAUUUGGUGACAGCAAGGAGAACAAAAAGGCUGAAUUCAGAGUAGAACCCUGCAAAUUUGAGGCCAGAAGAAUAGACCAUGACAGUUCCUGGGUUUCAGCUGAAACUGACACAGAAAGUGUAACCGAUCUGCAAGCAUUUGACUUAUUUGAUGCCAGAUUCUCCAGUAAUUUCCAAGCAAAAGACCAAGUCUAUUCCCAAAGAUUUCCCUCUAUCUCAUCCAAGCUGGACUAUGUCUUUGGUCAAGAGAAAACUAAAGCCAUAGAAACCAAACCUGAUGAUAUUCCAGAAUCAUAUUUCCAAGAAGGAAAGAGAUCUCUUGGAUACGGUCAGACUUAUAGGGGGCAAUUCCCUCCUAUUGUAUAUGAAGAUCCUUAUCAAGUUGCACUACGAUACAUGGAGAAACACCACAUUCUGCAAAUAUUUCAGCAGAUCACUGAAAACUUAGUCUAUGAAAAGCCAGAGGACCCCCUGAGUUUUAUGCUGUACAAGGAUCUCAGCUCCAUCGUCUCAACUCAAGGGUCUGCAGGGCUCCUGUUGGGUUCUCUUUUCCUACACACUAAGGCCAGGAAAUUUUCUGAAAACAGUAAGGUACAGGAAAUGAUAGAAAACAGAGACAAAUGUGAAACCUACAAAGAAUAAAUUUCUCCUCAACAUUCUCCUCAGUAUCAACACUAUGUUCUGUUUCUUGCUCUGAAAAAUGAUUUUUGAAUCGUCA
Molecule: messenger RNA, 1644 nt
Organism: Hyaena hyaena (striped hyena)
Lineage: Eukaryota; Metazoa; Chordata; Mammalia; Carnivora; Hyaenidae
Gene: TEX55
Product: testis expressed 55
Exons: 5
Coding region: 45-1568 (507 amino acids)
Cellular component (GO): nucleus
Source: RefSeq, a predicted model, not a curated record